Molecule: messenger RNA, 1507 nt
Organism: Schistosoma rodhaini
Lineage: Eukaryota; Metazoa; Platyhelminthes; Trematoda; Strigeidida; Schistosomatidae
Source: the annotation of a GenBank genome assembly
UGAGGCGGCCAUAUUUGUUAAAUUCAUUUUAAAUUUUCGUUGUGUUACGUUCGUCUCUGCUUCGUUGUUUCUGAACUUUAUCAAAAUGCGUGAAUGUAUCAGUGUACAUGUUGGUCAAGCUGGUGUACAAAUGGGAAAUGCUUGUUGGGAGUUGUAUUGUUUAGAACAUGGUAUUCAACCUGAUGGACAGAUGCCAAGUGAUAAAACUAUUGGAGGUGGUGAUGACUCGUUCAAUACAUUCUUCAGUGAAACAGGAGCUGGAAAACACGUGCCACGAGCUGUUUUCGUAGAUUUGGAACCAACUGUAGUAGAUGAAGUGCGAACUGGUACUUAUCGUCAACUUUUCCAUCCAGAACAAUUAAUAACUGGUAAGGAGGAUGCUGCUAAUAACUAUGCUCGCGGUCAUUAUACAAUUGGGAAGGAAAUAGUGGACUUAGUUUUGGAUCGUAUUCGCAAGUUGGCUGACCAGUGUACUGGACUUCAAGGAUUUCUGAUUUUCCAUUCAUUUGGCGGUGGUACUGGUUCUGGGUUCACAUCUUUACUGAUGGAACGUUUGAGUGUGGAUUAUGGCAAAAAAUCGAAAUUGGAGUUUGCUGUGUAUCCUGCACCACAGAUUGCUACAGCUGUGGUUGAACCAUAUAAUUCCAUUUUGACUACACAUACAACAUUAGAACAUUCUGACUGUGCUUUCAUGGUGGACAACGAGGCCAUUUAUGAUAUUUGUCGACGGAAUCUAGAUAUAGAGCGUCCAACCUACACAAAUUUAAAUCGUCUAAUUGGUCAGAUAGUGAGUUCCAUUACUGCAUCACUGCGCUUCGAUGGUGCGCUAAAUGUGGAUUUGACGGAAUUCCAAACUAAUCUGGUACCUUAUCCUCGUAUCCACUUCCCGUUGGCUACCUAUGCACCAGUAAUUUCAGCUGAGAAGGCUUACCACGAGCAGUUAAGCGUUGCAGAAAUCACAAAUGCAUGCUUCGAACCAGCAAAUCAGAUGGUGAAAUGUGACCCUCGUCACGGCAAAUAUAUGGCGUGCUGUAUGUUAUAUCGUGGUGAUGUUGUCCCCAAGGAUGUCAACGCUGCCAUAGCAACAAUAAAAACUAAACGUACUAUCCAGUUUGUGGAUUGGUGUCCAACAGGUUUCAAGGUAGGUAUAAACUACCAACCACCAACAGUUGUUCCUGGCGGUGAUUUGGCAAAAGUUCAACGUGCUGUCUGCAUGUUGAGUAAUACAACCGCAAUAGCCGAAGCUUGGGCGCGUUUAGACCAUAAAUUUGAUUUAAUGUACGCAAAACGUGCAUUUGUACACUGGUAUGUUGGUGAAGGUAUGGAAGAGGGUGAAUUCUCUGAGGCUCGUGAAGAUCUGGCCGCACUCGAGAAAGAUUACGAGGAGGUCGGUGUUGACAGCGUUGAUGGCGAGGGUGAAGGGGAAGGUGAAGAGUAUUAGGUUUCAUUUCUUUUGAGUGUUAUGUUUCUGGUUGUUAUUCGUUCCUAAUAUACUUAUCUUAUAACU